AUGAGGAAAAUUCUCCUCGCAGUUGUGCUGCUGGCUGCGCACGUGGCGCCCCAGGACUACUUCGCCGCGAACGCCGACGGCGACAAUGACCUCCUGGACGCCGAGGUGGCGGAGACGGCCGCCUUCGGCUCGCGCACCGCGCCGCGAGCACGCCGCUUGCAGCUGGACACGGGCCCGUCCGCCGCGGAGACCGUGGACUCCACGACGCCGGCCUCCACGACCACCACGACCACGACCCUGUCGCCGAGGUCCUUCAUCCGCGUGCGCGCCGGCGGUCGACGCGGACCUCCCAGCGGCGGAAACGGCGGCCGCGCCAGGGCCAUCGUCAGCGUGGUGAACCCCAACGACGACGAGACCUUGCAGACCCUGGGCUCCGGCGACAUCCGGUCGCUGCGCCAGCGGCAGGCCGAGCUCCAGGACUCCGGCCGCGAGCUGCAGGACCUGCAGGACCAAGGCGCCGGGCACACCCACAUCACGCGCCUCGACGUGGACUGCAGCAGCGCGGGCAUCGGCGUCACCCUCGAGUUCCAGGACGACUUCGCCGGCGUCGUGUACAGCAAGGGCUACUACGACGACCCCGCCUGCAGAUUCGUGUCCGCCGGGGCGGGCCGCCGAUCCUUCCAGUUCAACGUGCCGCUCCGUGGCUGCGGCUCCCGGCCCAGCACGGCGGCCUGCAGCCAGCCCGGCGCCGGCUGCGGCGGCCGCAUCGAGAACGUGCUCGUCAUCCAGACGGACGACACCGUGCAGGAAAUAUGGGACGUGGCACGCAAGGUGUCUUGCGCCGCCCCGGACGCCAACGAGAAGACCAUCGCCUUCAAGCCGUUCGUCGUGGACAUGCUGGAGGUGGUGUCCGUGCCCGUGUCCUCGGGCUCGGUCGACUGCUGGAUGGACAUCCGACGCGGCAUGUUCCCCAACACGCAGCCCCUGGAGGACGUCAUCAAGAUAGGCGAGCCGCUGUCCAUCCUGGUGUACCUACGCGCCCCGAGCGAGCAGUUCGAUGUGCGCGUGCGGGACUGCUGGGCCUUCGACCAGGAGGACUACGAGGCCAGGGACACCCACAAGCUGCAGCUCACCGACAACGAGGGCUGCCCCAGGAAGAAGAAGUUGAUCGAUGACUGGAAGAAGACGACGGAGACGGGCGACUCUGGCGCCAACAUCAUCGCGUAUAACACCCUGAAGGCCUUCAAGUUCCCCGACAAGGUGCAGGUCUUCCUCACGUGCAACAUCGAGGUGUGCAACGGUGCGUGCGCUGGGCGAUGCGGGGGCGCGUCCACGGGGCCGCCGCCCGUGCCAGCCCCGCGGCUACCCCCGGCCUCCAGCCCCGCACCGCCACCGUCCUGCUACCCCGGCAGCCCGGACCCCCGCUGCCCCCAGGCGCCGCCCCCGGCCCCUACGACAGUGCGCCCAGUCGCGCCCCCCAACUGCUACCCCGGUAGCGACGACCCCCGCUGCCCUCCGCCGCCGCCUCCGCCGGCCAGGCCCAACUGCUACCCCGGCAGCAACGACCCUCGCUGCCCGCGGCUGCCCCCGCAGCGUCCGGUUACGACAGAACCGCCGCCGCCACCGCCGCCGCCGUCGUCCAACCUCAACUGCUACCCAGGAAACCGGGACCCUCGCUGCCCACCGCCGCCCGCCAGCCCCGCGCCGAAGCCAAACUGCUUCCCGGGCAACGACGACCCUCGGUGCCCGCGGCCCGGACCGACAGGACCGCCAGGACCCAGGACGGAGACGCCCUACCCGCCGCCCACCCCGCCAGCGCAGCCAGCCUGCUUCCCGGGCAGCCAGGACCCCCGUUGUGCACCGCCGCCACCCCGCACACCGAGGCCCACGACAUACGCGCCACCCCCGCAGCCCACGUCCCCGGCCUGCUACCCGGGCAGCCCCGAUCCCAGGUGCCCCAGGCCUCCAGGCCCACGGCGAGAGCCAGCAACCUACCUGCCUCCCGAGACGACCACAGCCUGUUACCCCGGAAGUCCUGACCCACGCUGCCCUCAGCCACCACCGAGCACCACAUCGCGGCCAAACUGCUAUCCGGGCAGUCCGGACCCGCGGUGUCCGAGGCCACCACCGACCCCGAGCACGACCGCAAGGCCCAACUGCUACCCUGGUAGCCCAGAUCCUAGAUGCCCGCAGCCUCCACCGCCAACCACGACGGCUAGGCCAAACUGUUACCCUGGAAGCCAAGACCCGAGGUGUCCGCAGCCACCGCCGCCAACGACGACGGCCAGGCCCAACUGCUACCCUGGUAGUCCUGACCCUCGGUGUCCGCAGCCUCCUCCCACCACCCCAGGCCCCAACUGCUACCCGGGUAGCCCAGACCCCCGAUGCCCGCGCCCGCCACCGACGACCUACUCUCCGCCAACCACGCCCAGGCCGAGCUGCUACCCCGGCAGCCCGGACCCGAGGUGUCCGCAGCCGCCACCAACAUCCCGCGCUCCUGCCACGUACCUGCCGCCGUCUACGACGACCCAGCUGAGCUGCUACCCGGGUAGUCCGGACCCCCGUUGCCCUCAGGUGCCGCAAACCACCCCCAGGCCGAGCUGCUACCCCGGCAGCCCCGACCCGCGCUGCCCGCAGCCACCACCGAGUACGACGGCGAGGCCGAACUGCUACCCUGGGAGCCCCGACCCGCGAUGCCCGCGUCCACCGCCGGUGACUACUCCCAGGCCACCGCCGCCGCCCCCUCCCACCACUUCGCGGCCAAACUGCUACCCCGGCAGCCCCGACCCGCGCUGCCCGCAGCCACCGCCAAGUACGACAGCGAGGCCAAACUGCUACCCCGGCAGCCCCGACCCGCGCUGCCCGCAGCCACCGCCAAGUACGACAGCGAGGCCAAACUGCUACCCUGGAAGCCCAGACCCGCGCUGCCCGCAGCCACCGCCUACCACUCCCGCCAGGCCGAACUGCUACCCCGGCAGCCCCGACCCUCGCUGCCCCCGCCCGCCGCCUACAACCACGCCGUCUAGCUGCUAUCCUGGAAGCCCUGACCCUAAGUGCCCAAGGCCACCGCAGCCUCCUUCAACGAGGCAGCCAGCGACAUACCUGCCGCCGGAGCCGACAACUCCACCUUGUUUCCCGGGCAGCACGAACCCACGUUGUCCGGCACCUCCUACACGACCUCCACCGCCACCACCGCCCACGACAUCGAGGCCGAACUGCUAUCCUGGCAGUCCAGAUCCACGCUGUCCACAGCCUCCACCACCAACCACGACAUCGAGGCCCAACUGCUAUCCUGGCAGUCCGGACCCUCGUUGUCCACAGCCUCCACCAACCACUACAUCGAGGCCGAACUGCUAUCCUGGCAGUACAGAUCCUCGUUGUCCACCGCCUCCACCUCCAACCUCGACACCCAGGCCAAACUGCUAUCCAGGAAACCAGGAUCCCCGCUGCCCGCGCCCACCUUCGACCCCCUACGCCCCGGCGACCACCCCCGCGACGCCGGCGUGCUUCUUUGGCAGUACCGAUCCCCGCUGCCCUCCGGCGACAAGGCAACCACCGCCGCCAACCACCGCCAGACCAAGCUGCUACCCCGGCAGCCCCGACCCAAGGUGCCCGCAGCCCCCACCAAGCACAACCCCGCGGCCGAACUGCUAUCCAGGCAGCCAGGACCCGCGCUGCCCGCGGCCCCCAAGCACGCCCUACGCCCCGCCUAGCACCCCGUCCACGCCAGCCUGCUACCCGGGCAGCCCGGACCCUCGGUGCGCGCCGCCGCCGCGCACCACCAGGCCCCCGACCUACGCGCCACCGCCACCACCGACCACGCCAGCCUGUUAUCCAGGCAGCCCCGACCCCCGAUGCCCGAGACCUCCAGGUCCUCCAAAAGAACCAGUGCCCUACCUUCCGCCAGUCACCACAGCCCAGUGCUUCCCAGGCAGCCAGGACCCUCGCUGCUCGCCGUCAACGACUCCGAGGCCGAAUUGUUACCCGGGCAGCCCUGACCCUAGGUGUCCUCAGCCUCCCCCACCAACAACGACCUCCAGGCCUAAUUGUUAUCCUGGCAGCCCUGACCCAAGAUGUCCUCAGCCUCCUCCACCAACUACAACCUCAAGACCGAACUGUUAUCCAGGCAGCCCUGACCCUAGGUGUCCUCAACCUUCUCCACCAACUACGACAUCCAGGCCGAAUUGUUAUCCAGGCAGUCCUGAUCCAAGAUGUCCCCAGCCUCCGCCGACGCCUGCCCGGCCCAACUGCUUCCCCGGCAGCCAAGACCCCCGCUGCCCCCGCCCUCCGUCCACCCCGUACCCGCCAGCCACUACCCCCACAACGCCGGCGUGCUUCCCUGGCAGCUCCGACCCUCGCUGCGCGCCACCGCCGCGGCCCACACCACCGCCAACCACGCCCAGGCCGAGCUGCUACCCCGGCAGCCCGGACCCAAGAUGCCCACGGCCUCCGCAGCCUCCGUCAACAAGGCAGCCAGCCACAUACCUUCCCCCGGCCCCCACGACAUCACCCUCGUGUUACCCGGGCAGCCCCGACCCCCGCUGUGCUCGUCCUACAACCCGGCUGCCGCCUCCACCGCCACCGCCGUCCACCACAUCAAGGCCGAACUGUUAUCCAGGAAGUCCUGACCCGAGGUGUCCGCAGCCACCGCCGCCAACCACGACGGCCAGGCCCAACUGCUACCCUGGUAGUCCUGACCCUCGGUGUCCGCAGCCUCCUCCCACGACCCCAGGCCCCAACUGCUACCCGGGUAGCCCAGACCCCCGAUGCCCGCGCCCUCCGCCGACCCCAUACUCUCCGCCAACCACGCCCAGGCCGAGCUGCUACCCCGGCAGCCCGGACCCGAGGUGUCCGCAGCCGCCACCAACAUCCCGCGCUCCUGCCACGUACCUGCCGCCGUCUACGACGACCCAGCUGAACUGCUACCCGGGUAGUCCGGACUCCCGUUGCCCUCAGGUGCCGCAAACCACCCCCAGGCCGAACUGCUACCCUGGGAGCCCCGACCCACGAUGCCCGCGUCCACCCCCGGUGACUACUCCCAGGCCGCCGCCGCCGCCCCCUCCCACCACUUCGCGGCCAAACUGCUACCCCGGAAGUCCAGACCCGCGCUGCCCGCGCCCACCUCCGGUGACCACUCCCAGGCCUCCACCACCACCCCCUCCCACCACUUCGCGGCCGAACUGCUAUCCCGGCAGCCCGGACCCGCGAUGCCCGCAGCCACAGCCCACCACACCGUCGAGCUGCUACCCUGGGAGCCCAGACCCACGGUGCCCGAGGCCUCCACAGCCGCCUUCAACGAGAGAGCCAGCUACUUAUCUGCCCCCUGCGCCGCCGACGUCUGCCCCGUGCUUCCCGGGAAGCACCGACCCGCGUUGUCCGCGACCGACGACGCGCCCGCCUCCACCCCCACCCCCGCCAACUACCUCCAGGCCCAACUGCUACCCGGGCAGUCCGGACCCGCGGUGCCCUCCUCCACCCCCGACCACGACAUCCCGGCCCAACUGUUUCCCGGGAAGCCAGGACCCACGCUGCCCGCGCCCGCCGCCGCCGACGUACGCGCCGCCAAGCACCCAGCCAGCCUGCUACCCUGGCAGCCCCGACCCGCGUUGCGCCCCACGGCCAACACCCCCGCCAACCACCCCACAGCCCAGCUGCUACCCAGGCAGCCCCGACCCGCGGUGCCCGCAGCCUCCUACAACGAGGCAGCCGUCGACGUACCUGCCUCCGGCCACGACGCCGCAAUGCUACCCGGGCAGCCCCGACCCGCGUUGCCCAAGGCCCCCCACACGACCACCGCCGCCGCCCCCGGUGACCACCCCCCGGCCGUGCUACCCUGGCAGCACGGACCCCCGCUGUCCGACUGCGCCACCCGCGCCAAGAUGCUUCCCCGGAAGUACCGACCCGAGGUAA
Molecule: messenger RNA, 5850 nt
Organism: Thrips palmi
Lineage: Eukaryota; Metazoa; Arthropoda; Insecta; Thysanoptera; Thripidae
Gene: zye
Product: mucin-2
Exons: 12
Coding region: 1-5850 (1949 amino acids)
Source: RefSeq, a predicted model, not a curated record